Molecule: messenger RNA, 2759 nt
Organism: Lytechinus variegatus (green sea urchin)
Lineage: Eukaryota; Metazoa; Echinodermata; Echinoidea; Temnopleuroida; Toxopneustidae
Product: trace amine-associated receptor 5-like
Exons: 2
Coding region: 1250-2320 (356 amino acids)
Biological process (GO): G protein-coupled receptor signaling pathway
Cellular component (GO): membrane
Molecular function (GO): G protein-coupled receptor activity
Source: RefSeq, a predicted model, not a curated record
GGCAUUCCCACCAACUGCGGUAUAGGCUUACAUGUAUAUGAGAGUCAUGAAACAAACGAUUCGGCCUGAAACAUUGAGAACGUCUACAAAUUUUACUCAGAAUCAAAGUUUUAUUUUCGACACUCAUGAUGAUAGUAUAUAUUCUGAUUUAGCAUAAUAAGAUCUGUGUAUGUCAUUAUUACGCUCUAGCUCUUGCAACUACGAUCUCAUCAGGAAUAUCUCUGAAAGUUGUACUUGUCAAACCGUCCUAUAAUCGUCUUGUCAAGGUCAAGAACGGUGUGCUGCCUGAAACCAAACCAUCACAUCAUAACCGUUGACACGUUUGAAAGAAAUAGUAACAAAAACAUUGGUUCUACCCGCAUUUAUACUGAACUCAAUCAACUCGACCUUGCUAUUGUUUGCACUGAAGGUGCAGAAGACGGAAGCUAUUUGAAUUUCAAAUUGAAUUUCAUUGUGAAUCUUGGGAAUUUGUGUCAGAACACAGGACAAAGCCGGGGCCUCAUCCAUGUACAUGUAAUUAAUCACACAAUGAGAUCAUGAUGAACCUGUGAUACGAAUGUGAGUAAGGGAUAUUCUCGAAGAACAGUAUUCACCUCUGACAGACAGCGUUCAUUGAUCUUGAUGAUGAGCCAACUAUAAUUUUUAUGUAGGCCCUCACGGUAAGUCACGGAACCUGUAGGACGGGAUGUCUUCUAAGGUCAUCAAAGGACAGUAUUCUCCAGUGCCUCACUGAUCUUGAUGGUAGGCUUACUGAAUAGAUUCAAUAAGUUACAGUCAAAUGGAACAUGACGAAGUGACACAAGGGAUAUCUUCGAAGAAUAUCAAAGAACAGUAUUCACCCCGCAUAGCUAGAUGUCACUUAUCUUGAUAACAUCAUGUAGCUACUCUUUUCUAAAUUCACGGUGACAUUACAGUUUUAUCGAUCUUUUGGAAUGGAACAUGACUGCGAGAAACGAUUUGUAAUUUCAGCAUCAAAUACAACGUAUUUAUAAUUCAUAGUCAUCGACAUUGUGGUAGCAUGGUCUUAGAAAUUGAACAUUGGACAAACAUAACCCUUUAAAAAUAUAUAAUUUAUCACACGGAAGAAGCGAUAUUUAUCAAACGAAAUACUUCAUGAACGUUCUCUUAACAAGACAGCGGUGGAGUCAUAGCCAUGGUGAGAGAGGCAGGGUUUCCAUUUUCGUUUUAAAAUCAGCAAAUCUUUCUCUCUUUGUUUUCUUUGUAAACAAAGUUAACGGCAACCGCGACAAUGGAGAGUAUAAAUAAUGACGAGCAUGUUACGAACAUGUCACGUGACAUCCCAGAUAUGACGAUGGCCUCAUCGCAUAUCGUGAUCCUUCUCGUGGCAUUCGUACCGCUAUCGCUCUGUAUCGUAAUCGGCAACCUCUUAGUCAUGGCAGCGGUAUAUCGAGAGAAUCGCUUGCACACACCUACAAACUUUAUCCUCGCAAGUCUGGCAGUGUCUGACUUUGUCCAAGGGGCGUUGACCAUUCCUUCUGAGUUGUAUACUGACGCAGAAACACAUACGAUGGACUGUUUCAAAAUGACUUACAUGUUAGCGCCAUCUUAUUUCAUGAGCGGAGUUUCCCUGAUGCAUCAAAUUAUCGUAACCCUUGAUCGAUUGAUCGCUGUAACUUGGCCACUACGUUACUGUGACUUUGUUACGAAACGUCGCGUUGCGAUGACGAUAGUAUCGGUUUGGAUCGGUGGAUCAUGCCCCGCAUGUGCGUUUCUCUAUGUGUGGAUCACAAGCCUCGCCGACAGUAUCGAUCAUCAGGUCGGGCAGUGUGGGGGCGGGGCUUAUUUCAAUACUCCCGCCAUAUUAAAGUUUGAGUUAGCCCUGGCCCUUCUGGUCUGCAUAGGUCUAUUAAUGCUAACAUCAUUUAACUUGUACAUAUGGAGGGUUGCUGCUCGACAAGCCAGGCAAAUCCGGGACCAGGCCAGAGGAAUGAACGCAGCGCAGAAACAGAGACGUCUUGGAAACAUACAAGCGACCAAGACCGUUCUUGGAAUCGUCGGAACAUUUGUCGUGUCGUGGACCCCCGUCACGAUCUUUUUCUUCAUUUCUCCACAAAUCAAUAACAAUUUAACAUAUGAAGAACGUUUUAUUAUCAAUCAACUAAGCUUCUUCUUCAUUUGUGUGAACUCUGCCAUCAACCCAAUCAUUUACGGAUGGAAAAAUAAAGAGUUUCGCUGGGGUCUUAUUAAGCUCCUUUCUGCAUUGAAACUCCCGUGCAUUCGUGCAAAAAAGAUGGUGCAGCAAAAUAUCGCAGAAUCUACACGGGCCUCGUCAGUAGGCAUGGUAGGUGUCGAUAUGUAGCGGUAUAUGGGCGACAAUUCUCAUGAGAUUGUUAAAGAACUGAAAGAAAAAGACAAAGCGUAACUUUGGAAGAAAGAGAAACGAAAGGGAUAAUAGUCUCAGAAGAGAGGCACGUGUCGUGUAACCAUUUACAUUAUUACACCUGUUAUUAAAAAGAGGGAAAGAAAUAAAAGGGGCGCCACCACUGGUCACAUCUGCUCUAGGUUUAAUAAAGCUGAAGCAAGUCAAUAUUUUACUGAAAGGUUCACACAGACAUGACUGAGAAAUGUUUGCACCCUAAUAGAAACACUGGUAACACUUUGGGGUGUAAUCUUGCACCCCUCAGUGGGAAAGGGUGCAACAUAUUCAUCGUUUCUAUGAUUUUGCACCCAGAAAGCAUUGGUGUGACUUUGAAAAAAAUCUGAGCUAGAAGGUCACACUUGUCACCUGUGUCUGUGAU